UGCAAAAAUUGUAUUACAUAUGUGAAUAUAAAAUAAUCACAUACUUGCGGUAAAUUAACUCUCACAACUAAAAGGUGUUAAACAAGGACAGCAUACAAAGUGAUUGGAUUUUCUGAUAAAGUUUGACAUUGUUUUCAGUAUUACUCAACAAAAAAGUAAAAGUAAUCAUGGCUCAAAUGGAACAACAAUUACCAAUUCCAGUACCGGAUUUAAGUACGCUACGCAUAACUACAGCAGUAUCUAUGCUUGGUAAAGCAUACGGUUGUGGCCAAUGCACAGCCCCUCCAUCAGGGCCCACAACAAGCACUGCUGUAGGGGCUGCUGGAAGCACUGGAAGUAGUGUUGUAGCUCCCAGUACACUGGGCUUGGUUCCUACGCAGCAAACACAUACUCCUCCUCAGCCUCCUGAUCUACCUAUGUUUGCAUGUCCACGAAGGCCAAAUAUUGGUCGAGAAGGACGAGUAAUUGGUUUGAGGGCCAAUCAUUUUCAAAUUACUAUGCCACGUGGUUUUGUUCAUCAUUAUGACAUAAACAUUCAACCUGAUAAAUGUCCACGGAAAGUUAAUAGAGAAAUAAUUGAAACUAUGGUACAUGCUUACAGUAAAAUAUUUGGAACUCUAAAACCUGUGUUUGAUGGUAGAAAUAAUUUAUAUACUCGGGACCCUUUACCAAUUGGUACUGACAAAUUAGAGUUAGAGGUAAUACUGCCUGGAGAAGGUAAAGAUAGAGUAUUCAGAGUGGUAAUCAAAUGGGUAGCACAAGUUUCUUUAUUUGCUCUUGAAGAAGCUUUAGAGGGAAGAACUAGGCAGAUUCCUUAUGAUGCAAUUCUUGCUUUGGAUGUAGUUAUGAGACAUCUUCCUUCUAUGACUUACACACCUGUUGGAAGAUCGUUUUUUAGUAGUCCAGAUGGCUAUUAUCAUCCACUAGGUGGUGGUAGAGAAGUAUGGUUUGGUUUCCAUCAAUCUGUAAGACCAUCCCAAUGGAAAAUGAUGCUGAAUAUUGAUGUAUCUGCUACUGCUUUCUAUAAAGCACAACCAGUAAUAGAGUUUAUGUGUGAAGUUCUUGAUAUACGUGACAUAAAUGAACAAAGAAAACCAUUAACUGAUUCACAAAGAGUAAAAUUUACCAAGGAAAUUAAAGGACUUAAAAUUGAAAUUACACAUUGUGGUACAAUGAGAAGAAAAUACAGAGUUUGCAAUGUUACUCGUAAACCAGCUCAAAUGCAAUCAUUUCCCUUACAAUUAGAAAAUGGACAAACUGUUGAAUGUACAGUUUCUAAAUACUUUUUAGAUAAAUACAAAAUGAAAUUACGUUAUCCACAUCUUCCGUGCCUUCAAGUUGGUCAAGAACAUAAACAUACAUAUUUACCUUUAGAGGUUUGUAAUAUUGUAGCUGGGCAACGAUGUAUAAAAAAAUUAACAGAUAUGCAAACAUCAACAAUGAUAAAGGCUACAGCUCGUUCAGCUCCUGAUCGUGAAAGAGAAAUAAAUAAUCUUGUACGGCGAGCAGAUUUCAAUAAUGAUUCAUAUGUUCAAGAAUUUGGCCUUACUAUUUCUAAUAAUAUGAUGGAAGUUAGAGGACGAAUUUUGCCCCCACCAAAACUGCAAUAUGGAGGGCGCGUUAGUUCCAUCACUGGGCAGACAAAACAACAAGCACUGCCUAAUCAAGGUGUUUGGGACAUGCGUGGAAAACAAUUUUUUACAGGAGUUGAAAUACGAGUAUGGGCUAUAGCAUGUUUUGCUCCUCAACGAACAGUUCGAGAAGAUGCAUUACGGGCAUUUACGUCGCAGCUCCAAAAAAUUAGUAAUGAUGCUGGAAUGCCAAUUAUAGGUCAACCUUGUUUCUGUAAAUAUGCUACUGGACCUGAUCAAGUAGAACCUAUGUUUAGAUAUUUAAAAUCGACCUUUCAAGCUUUGCAACUUGUUUGUGUAGUUCUACCUGGAAAAACUCCAGUAUAUGCUGAAGUAAAAAGAGUUGGAGAUACUUUAUUAGGAAUGGCAACUCAAUGCGUACAAGCUAAAAAUGUUAAUAAAACUUCACCACAAACUUUAUCAAAUUUGUGUUUGAAAAUUAACGUCAAACUAGGUGGAAUUAACAGUAUUUUAGUACCAAGUAUUAGGCCAAAAGUUUUUAAUGAACCUGUCAUAUUCCUUGGUGCUGAUGUAACACAUCCUCCUGCUGGUGAUAAUAAAAAACCUAGUAUAGCUGCAGUUGUAGGUAGCAUGGAUGCUCAUCCAUCUCGAUAUGCAGCCACUGUAAGAGUUCAACAGCAUAGACAAGAAAUAAUUCAAGAAUUGAGUUCUAUGGUCAGAGAACUUCUUGUCAUGUUUUACAAGAGUACAGGAGGUUAUAAACCACACAGAAUUAUUUUAUAUCGUGAUGCCGUAUCUGAAGGUCAGUUUUUACAUGUCCUUCAACAUGAACUUACAGCUAUUCGUGAAGCUUGCAUUAAGCUUGAAGCAGAUUAUAGACCUGGUAUAACUUUUAUUGUUGUCCAAAAACGUCAUCAUACACGACUUUUUUGUGCGGAUAAAAAAGAACAAAGCGGUAAAAGUGGAAAUAUUCCAGCUGGAACAACAGUUGAUGUUUGCAUUACACAUCCAACAGAAUUUGAUUUUUACCUUUGUAGUCAUCAAGGAAUUCAGGGAACAUCAAGACCAUCCCAUUAUCAUGUACUUUGGGAUGAUAAUCACUUUGAAAGUGAUGAGUUGCAGUGUCUUACGUACCAGCUAUGUCAUACAUAUGUAAGGUGUACAAGAUCUGUUAGUAUACCAGCACCAGCUUAUUAUGCGCAUUUGGUUGCUUUUCGAGCUAGAUAUCAUCUUGUUGAAAAAGAACAUGAUAGUGGAGAAGGAUCUCAUCAAUCAGGAUGCAGUGAAGAUAGGACACCUGGUGCAAUGGCAAGAGCAAUAACAGUUCAUGCAGAUACCAAAAGAGUUAUGUAUUUUGCAUAAACGUUAUAUUACGAUGUUGAAGCUCUCGUCAGGCCAAAGAAAAGAAAAAAGUUAAAUACUUGGCAGUUUUAAGCCAAAUAAUCUUGUGUCUUAAAUAAGUAAGUGAGCUAUAGGAAUAAGGCACAGCCAGUAGGCUAUUCCUCUUGGAAAUAUAUUCUUGGAUGGCCAAUUUUUUUACAUUUUUUUCUUUCUGGGAAAGAUUUUUACAAAUCGUAAUUUUCAAUUUGCAGUUUCAAUGCAAUUUAAGUUUAGAAAUGGCAUAAUCAUGAAUUUUAUUUGAAAGAAUUUAUUUACUUUUGAAAUAAUUGGUUUUUUUUGUGAACAAUAAAUUUUGGUAAAAGUAGAUUUUAAUUACCAAAUGGGUGCUUUUAGUUGAUUAUUAUUUUAGAUUAGACUAUUAAACGCCAUGCAAGUUUUGCAUGUGCACAUACAAAUACGCUUAUAUUUCUCAAAAAGACAUCCAUGUCUAGCAUUUGUACAAUAAAAGAUUGUAUUUGGUGACAAAGUCCCGCAAAUCAAUAAUGUGUAAGUAGAUAAUUUAACAUAAAACUAUAGUGGCUAUAAUUUUGUGGUUUAAAACUUAAUUACUCAUCUUGAUCUCUUAUAAGCUACCUGUGUGCCUUUAGUAAUUUAAUUGGCAUAUACAUUUUAUCAGAAGAACGAAAAAAUUGGCCAUCACAAGAUAAACUUUACGGCAUGGAUAAGAGCUACACAAAGGGACAGUAAAAAUUUAAAAGAACUAUCAGGAUAAAUUUUACAAAUUGCAUUAUAUUGAUGGCCAAGCGCAUCAUAAAUUAUUAUCAAAUGAUUAUGCAAUAAAAGUACAUUAGUAUCAAGACUGGUUCAAGGAUUUAAUAAUGUAAAGAGUAUGAAACAAAACUUCAAGUUAUAAAGUAUAAUACACCACAGAACUCAAGCCCAAUUGUAAGGUCCUUUCAUUGCAUAUUUUUCUGAUUAUAUAACAGGCGGUUUUAUCCAUUUCUCUUUCAAUUGGAUAAACUAUCGGUACAAUUUGUUUUAAUAAUAAUUUGGUACAAUAAAUAUUUGAACAAAGAUAAAUUCUAAUAUGUAUUAUUGUACAGUUAACAAUUUCAUGUGAAGUAUGGAAAGGACCUUAAUAUAUUAAUAUCAUAUUUAUUAUAGUUUUUUAAUAUUAUAAUACCUACGUUAAGUCUAGUUUCACAAAAUUAAGACAAUUUGUAAGGUAUUUUUGUAUAGGAAACUGAAAAUGUAACAUAAAGAGAUGUUCGCCUCUUUAUCAUUAUAUUUGUUUUGCAGUUUUAUUAGUACUUUAAGUAAAGCUCUAUAGAGCAUUAUUGGCAGCAGUAGUAAUAAUGCCAGCGAGCGUGUGUAACAAUGAAAAUCAUGUAUGUAUUGACAAGAAAUUAUAUCACUCAUGCAAAUCAACAGCAUGAAUGCAAAAUAAAACGGAGCCAAAAUAAUAUCUUAUAAGAUAAUGUAAAGUUAUAAGUAUUAUAAAUAAUUUUGUGCGAGUGGUGUUGAUUUUUUAAUGUGUUAUUUAGUGCUAACUUAAGAUUAGCAAAAACAAAAAUUUCUACCUUCAUUGAAACUUGUAAAAUUUAGGUAGAAAACAGCAAAUUAUUAGAAACGGAUAGUAAUUAUCUAUUUUUAUUAAUUUUAAUUAAUAUCUAAAGCUAUCAAAAAUUGUUUAUAAAGUAAUUAUAAAAUAAAAUCAUUCAAUAACUUUUGUAAUGAUAU
Ceratosolen solmsi marchali is the source of this 4673-nucleotide messenger RNA. RefSeq names its product protein argonaute-1 (gene AGO1). The transcript has 13 exons. Lineage: Eukaryota; Metazoa; Arthropoda; Insecta; Hymenoptera; Agaonidae. The coding region runs from base 168 to 2954 and encodes 928 amino acids. Gene Ontology annotation, molecular function: RNA binding; protein binding. The record is from RefSeq and is a predicted model, not a curated record.